Strongylocentrotus purpuratus (purple sea urchin) is the source of this 972-nucleotide messenger RNA. RefSeq names its product putative nuclease HARBI1. The transcript has 4 exons. The coding region runs from base 1 to 972 and encodes 323 amino acids. NCBI's taxonomy places the organism in Eukaryota, Metazoa, Echinodermata, Echinoidea, Camarodonta, Strongylocentrotidae. The record is from RefSeq and is a predicted model, not a curated record.
AUGGCAGCCUUACUACAUGCCAUACAGCACGCCGCUGCUCUCCGGAGAGAGAGGGUAUUUCGCGAUCGGAGGCAUCCCUUGGACCUAUACGACGACGAACAAAUGUUCAAGUUGUAUAGGUUCAGCAGGCAGGGAUGCCUCCACCUGAUCAACAGACUAUCCAGAAGGAUCCAACAUAGUACCCGGAGAAACCACGCAUUACCACCAAGCUUGCAGGUUUUCGUCGCUCUUCGUUUUUUCGCCACCGGCUCUGUGAUGGACUGCACUAGCUGCAUCCAUGGCAUCCACAUCUCUACUACAUCUAGAACGGUGCGGAGAGUCGCUCUAGCCCUCGGCGAGCUCCGGGACGAGGUGAUCAAGUUCCCGGAAACCAUGGAAGAAGUCAAAACAGCGCAGGUCGAUUUUUUUAACCUCGCUGGAAUGCCCAACGUUGUCGGGGCCGUCGACGGGACUCACGUUGAACUGCAUGGGGCUCCCCUCGACGACGAGUACAUCUAUACGAAUCGGAAGGGCAAGCACUCCAUAAACGUUCAGCUUAUUUGCAAUGCGAGGUACAAGAUAACCAACGUGUGUGCAAGAUGGCCUGGGAGCACUCACGACAGCCGAGUAUUGAGGAACAGUCGCAUUGGAGAGCGUUUCGCAGACGGAGAGCUACCUGGCAUCUUGGUUGGAGAUUCCGGCUACCCCCUCCAGCCUUGGCUAAUCACCCCACUACGGGACCCACAAGGCAAUGCUGAAAGAAAUUACAACAGGGCACACUGCAGAACACGUGUCACCAUAGAACAAUUGAAUGGGCAAUUGAAAAACAAAUUCAGGUGCCUGAUGGGACAAGGGAUCCAGAUGUCUGCACCAAGAGCAUGCGACAUCAUAAUUGCCUCUUUAACAUCGCCAAAGACCUUAAAGAACCGGAACAAGCCAUCGAAGUGGAACCGGAUGAAGUGCCACACCACCCCGCAGAUCAGAACCAGCUGA